Molecule: messenger RNA, 3291 nt
Organism: Haliotis rufescens (red abalone)
Lineage: Eukaryota; Metazoa; Mollusca; Gastropoda; Lepetellida; Haliotidae
Product: G1/S-specific cyclin-E-like
Exons: 6
Coding region: 513-1679 (388 amino acids)
Biological process (GO): regulation of cyclin-dependent protein serine/threonine kinase activity; G1/S transition of mitotic cell cycle
Cellular component (GO): nucleus; cyclin E1-CDK2 complex; cytoplasm
Molecular function (GO): cyclin-dependent protein serine/threonine kinase regulator activity
Source: RefSeq, a predicted model, not a curated record
CUCAUCCAUCCCAUUCUCAUCAGCUUAUCCCCAACUAGAUAAACAAAGCCUCUAGCCUCAGCCCCCACAUGCCCAUGUCUGUAUCUCAAACUCCGCCCCUUUUCUCACUAUUACCAAAUAUUCUUCCUCCAAUUUCCUCAUCAUGUUAGCAUCCUAUUGGUUCACAUUACAUCCUCUUUGACCACUUCCCAAGCUCCGCCUCCACAAGCACCUGCCUAGCCACUGGUCAGUGAAGUGUGACCAGGGUCAGUGAAGUGUGACUGAUCCAAUCCCUGGCCUCAUCAGCAGGUGGUCAGCAGGUCUACACAGCGGGAGACUUGAGCACUGCAGGGCUGUCCUCUCCCCCCAUCAAUUGUUAUUAGUGUCAGGGCAUUCUUUGACCAUGUGGUCUGGAGGGGUAUAAAGGGGCUGGGACCUAGGUCAGUGGUCAGUUGUGACUGAGCUUCAGUUGUGAGAGGUAGUCUCUCAAGUUCCAAAUCUAGCAGUGGAUUACAAAUACCUUCACAAGGACCAUGGUUUACUACACAGCCACAUCCUGCCCCUGUGCAGAUACCCCAGAUGAGAAUCAGUGGAUUCCCAUCUCAGAGGAUUCGUCCGUGACGUCAUGCACCAUCAUCCCCAGCACAACAGUCACACCAGAACCGGAAAUUACGCCGGCAAAAUUCAUCGGAACACAAUUCCGGUUCCAGAACUAUUUUACACCAGUGUCGUCACGAUCAUCUCCCCUUCCCAAGUUCACAUGGGCGGAUUCAAAGGAGGUGUGGCAGUUGAUGCUUAAGAAAGAGGUUCUGUACGUCCGAGACCAGAACAUGUUCGACAGGCAUCCAGCUCUGCAGCCAAGGAUGAGGGCCAUCCUGCUCGACUGGCUAGUUGAGGUGUGUGAGGUGUACAGGCUUCACCGUGAGACAUUCUACCUCGCCAUUGACUUCAUCGACCGCUACCUCUCCCAGAAGCGUAAUGUCAUGAAACACAACCUCCAGUUAUUGGGAAUCACAUCUCUCUUCAUCGCUGCCAAGCUAGAGGAGAUCUACCCACCCAAACUGACCGAGUUUGCCUAUGUUACGGACGGUGCAUGCACGGAGGAGGAGAUCCUUGACCAGGAGUUGAUCAUGCUGAAGGCCCUGAAUUGGGACCUGUCCCCCAUGACCUGCAACGCAUGGCUGUCUGUGUACCUACAGGUCGCUAACAUGGAACAGAUAGUCAAGGCAGAAGAUGGCUUUGUCUUCCCUCAGUUCUCAGGCCAUGCCUUCGUCCAAAUUGCAAGGCUGUUGGACGUGUGCAUGUUGGACCUCGGUUGUUUGCAGUUCACGUACAGCGUUCUUGCUGCAUCAGCCCUCUAUCACAUGACCUCACAAGAUGUUGCUCUUGCCGUCUCAGGCUUGAGCUGGCAGGAUAUUCUGCCCUGUGUGCAGUGGAUGUCGCCUUUCGCUGUCACAGUCAGGGAAGAUGGGCCUGUCGAAAUCAAGUUCUUUCCCACAGUCCCGUCUGAAGACUGUCAUAAUAUCCAGAUUCACAACAUAGAUCUCACAUUACUGGAAAAAGCUCAAAGUCGCCAGGAAGAGGUAAUGAAUGCAGCCCGUAGAUCGCCAGACAUAACAUCUCAAGUUAUUACGCUACUGACGCCCCCUAACAGUGAUGAGAAGCCUCUACCUCUCCACAAACAGGGGGAUGUAGCAUGAGAACAACACCAUCUACAUUGUGUACAAACUGAUGCUGUUUCCCUAACAGUGCAUAAACUGAUGCUGUUUCCCUAACAGCUAAUGUGAACCACAACUAACAAAGACGUUAGUCCAAACUCACAGCUACGCCGGCAUUGCCUCCUGCAUGUCGGCUCGUGGCAAACCGGUGUGAUUGACUGCCACAGACGACUGUUUCCUUCGUGACAACAGCGCCAGAUUCUGUGAAACGCCCCGAGAUGGGGUUAUGGGGUAUAUGCAAUCAUGGGUUCUCCACAUCGUGUGGAGAUUAAUGAUGAUGCACUUCAAGAUAUUGACUUGAUGAAGCAGAGGAUGUUAUGAUAUGAACGAGUGUCAAAUGUGAAUGGACAGUGUUCAGUGUGAAAAUGAACGCAAUGAACGUUCAACUAGUCUCCGCCAGUAAUAACUGGUUCUACUGCCUGACAACUUCAGGCAUGGCGUGUUCAAACCUACGCAAUAAACGCGCAUGAACUAGUCAGAAGCUAGGGCAGUUUGAAUACAAAUCUUGACAUUUCCAAUGUGUUCAGAAUAUGACCAAAAAGAUAAUUUUCCAUUUUGACUCGCAAAAUGCAAUAGUGCUCAAUAUUUUUCUACUUCAAUGUUAUUUUUGUGUCAACGAAAAAAAUCAUUCAUUACCAUCAAACCACUGCCAAGCAGCAUGAACUCAAUACUGCAAUAUGUUUUCUUCAUGUGUGAUUAUAUACCUACAACACCAAAUAGAGGGAUUAACUUAAAUAAAGUUAUUUAUUUUUUUUCAACUAUUUAACAUCUUAGAUAGUGACUGUAUGCUAUGAUGAAGUAUUUAAGUCGGAUAUUAUUAUACAUGAAUUAACUUAAUUUCAUGAAUAGUUCAUGAUGAAUUAUUCACUGUACAUAAUAGUACUGAUACUAUUGUAUAGUAAUACUAAAAGGGAGAAAAAAAAUAUAAAAGUUUUUAUUGUUUUUUCCAAAAACAUUAGCCAUGUUAGCAUGGAAAGUAGUAUCUUUCUGUGAAAGUAUCACAAAUAAAUAUGAUCUCAAUCUUUGCAAGGAUGCAUUCAAAUGAUUCAUAAUUCUUGUAUCUCAAAUUUUUUUAAAAAUAUCAGGUCUUUGUGGCAAAAUGAAAUUUAUUUUGCAAAUGCAUAAAAAUUAAUUUUGUUUAUGAAACACUCCACGACUGAGGAUAGAUUUUCGUUUUGCAUAAUUAUAAAUAUGAUGAGAUACUGGUGCCUACAACAUCCAUCAUCCCAUACUGUUGAUCAAAUGAAGAAAUCACUUCUUUUUAUUCAUGAAAAAAGAUUAUUUUGUUGAUGGUCAGCCCAUGUGAACAUUUUACGUAAUAGCAUAUUUAGGGUUGCACCAGUUUUAUGUGUGUAAAAGCUUACCAAAGCAUAAAGGCAAGUAUUUCUUCAGUGUUACAAACAUGUGUCAUGUACAUACUAGUUAAUUGUUAUUUUAGUUGCAGCCGCAAGGUGUUGUCUUUAUCAUAAGUCAUAAAUGCAUUUCUGGAAUGAAUUUAUAUGUUACUUAUUUUAAAUGACUUAUUUUAAAGAUUUCAACCAAGGAUGUAAGCUAUGUAAAUUUAUCAGAUGAAAUAAAAGUGAAUAAUUUAUAA